This is a messenger RNA of Prunus armeniaca (apricot), 2205 nucleotides long. The record is from the annotation of a GenBank genome assembly. Lineage: Eukaryota; Viridiplantae; Streptophyta; Magnoliopsida; Rosales; Rosaceae.
AUGUCUUCUGGGGAUGAUAGCAAGGCUCCAAGCUCCCAGGCACCUUUGUAUUUAUGGGGAGGCUCCCUAGUGCCCAGUAAGAAGUUUGUGGCCAACCUGCACCGUGUCAUGACCGAUGGUCAGUUCCAGAAGUGGCGAGCUGCUUUCGCGUCUACCAUUCUAGAUGAAGUGCAGGUCAAGCUACUGAAGUCUCGGUCUGAUAACGAGCCUCUGGUGGAUGCGACUGAUCCUGGCGCUAGGAUCAUUACCUCCUUUUUAUUUCUCCUUGGGCUUCAAAUUCCCGCUGUCGAAGCUCUUCAAGGAGGUGUUCUGCACCAUGGAGUGUGCUCCGAGCCAGUGUACCCCCAACGUUUACCGGGCGAUCAUGUGCUUCGAGAAUCUGAGCCGUUUCUUCACGUUGGAGUUGACGUGAGGCACUUCGAGCGGUAUGCCCAAGUUCGCGUCUGGAAGACCAAGCUGUUUGACGGUCUUAGUCAAGGAGAUCACGCUUGGCAUGACGACGUGUUAGAAGUUAGCGGACGGUGGGAAGGCGACGUUGGUGACAGCCCACUUGUUCCCACUACCUAUUGUUAUGUGUGGCUGACUAACUUCUGUCUUCUACUUAUAGUGAGUGACAUCAGCAAGCAAUUGGAGCUUGGACCGGACAUGGCUAAGGUCUGUUGUGCUUUGAACAUCCCUUUAAAGUUUCGCGAGUGGCGCUGGCUGUUGAGCGAGUACCGAGAGGUAGAUGCUGGUCUGUCCCCUGCCGAGGAUGUCGAAAGGUGGAAGCAAAACGGCCCUAAUCCUGAUGAUUUGCCUGCCGGACAGGAAAAGUGUUCUGCUGAAUCUCCCCCAAAGAGAAAGGCGGCUGCCAAAUCUUCGAGGGGUGAAGCUACUUCUUCGCACGAAAAGAAUGGGUCUCCAUCGAGGAAGAAGCCAAGGCUCCCUUCUGCUGAGAAGACUCAAGUGGGGUAUGCUCCAUCAUCGUCUACUAGGGUCAAGCAUACGCUUGAGAACCAUGAUGUGCUUUGUGAGGCAACUCGUGCCCAACCUAAGUCUGCCGAGCGUCAAAGAGAUGUAGACAUUCCUCCUCGAAGUUUGAGUCGUCUGCACCGGUUAAAAGAUGGAGAUCGAAGCGGGAAGUCUGCUCAUGAUCCAGUUGUUGAGUCACGGGCAGUCAAGCGUGGAGUUGAUUCAGUAUCAUUGACUCAUUUGGAGAUGAGGUUGGCGGAGGCUAAGAGGAUGAGAGAGUCAUCUGCCCAGGCUAAGUGUUCUUCUCUAACGUUGGUGGUUGAUCCCAAUGCGAACAAGUCUAGCCCUGCAGGGGAUGCCUGCGUGUCUGAUCUACUCAAGAUGAACUUCCUAUCAAACCCGUCUUCCUGUGCUGAGUUGGUUGAUCACAUCCGAUUGGUUUUUGCUGCUGUGACUAUUCAGAACUCAUCUGCUGUUGCCCUCUCUUCUGCCCAACUCAGCGAGUUGGAGAAGAAGAACGCUGAAUUGGCCAACCAGCUUUUCGUCAAGCAGACCCGUUAUGAAAAGAAGAUGUCUAAUUUGAGGGCGAUGACAUCUGAGCUGAAAAGCUCCCUUAUUGAGAAGGAUUCCGAACUCAACUCUCUUGCCGCUGAUUUGGUUAGUCGAAAAGAUGCCUUCUUUUGUCUUGAACGUAAGAAUGCUGACGUCUCCCUUAGCUAUGACAAGCUCUUAGCUAGAUUUCAUGCAUACCACAAGUCCGCAAAAAAAUCCAAGUCUGAAGCCAUCAUAGAUGCGUACAAGUUGGGCUACUUGCACUGCGUAGAUGGGACUACUCCCUUGUAUGCAAUUGAUGACGUAGACAUCGAGACGCUCUGCCCCGACUCACCCCUUGUGGAAGGAGGAGCUGAAGAGCAGGCAGCCAGAGAGGAUGAAGCAGAGGAAGACGCAGUAGAUGAGAUGAUGGCAGAUGUCGCGGAGCAGGCAGAUAGAGCCACUGAAGGCGUGGUUGAUCAGGCAGAGGUUGAAGUGGCUGCAGCUCAGAGGUCUCCUGCUGGCGGUCCCCCUGGGAGGACUCCGGGUGUGUUCUGCAUAUCCCUUAGGAUGGUUCUCCUUAGGAAAUUGGCGAGUGCCAAGGCCCCCCUUAAGGGGCUCCGGGCGUGUUCUGCACAUCCCUUAGGAUGGUUCCCUUUAGUAAGUUGGCGAGUGCCAGGGCCCUCCUUAAGGGGCUCCCGGCGUGUUCUGCACAUUCCGUAG